GAAAGUGCUGACACUGCAAGAGCUAUGCUAUACGACAAGUCAGGUGAUGGAUGUUAAUCCAUGGGACUACAAACCAGAUACUGACCACACCAAAAUUGAAGUGGACACGUCUGAUGGGGAUCGAGAUGGCGUUGAGCUUGCAGUAACUCAUGUGAAUACAAGAAGUCCUCGUCACCGAAAAUGUAUCUGGAUUACCGUUCUUGUUGUUGGCACCCUGGUUGUUGUCGCCGGAGUUAUUGGCCUUACUUUUGCUUUUACUAAAGACGAGCACCCCAAGGACUGA
Molecule: messenger RNA, 283 nt
Organism: Candidula unifasciata
Lineage: Eukaryota; Metazoa; Mollusca; Gastropoda; Stylommatophora; Geomitridae
Source: the annotation of a GenBank genome assembly